AUGCAGAUGUUGGUAGCUCAGGGUAACGAGAACAUCGAACAUCAGAGGACCUUGCCCACCGUCGAUGCGCGUAGCUACGGUGUGCGAACACGUUCGUCAGAAUCCAUCAUAGUGUCGCUCAAAGCGCGCAAGCUCGUGUUCGCGGUGCUGGCCGCGCACUAUAGCUCAGGAACUGCAGAAGACGCUCGCUGGACCAACUGGAGGCUGGGGCCACGAGGAGCAGCAACAGCAACCAAUCCAGUCACUGCUGCCGCUGCUGCUCUUCCUCUUGUACAGCUACUGCAGCAAACUCUCAGUGCAGAGCCUGCUGUCCUGAGAGUUGCACAAGAAGCCCUUGAUGCUAAAGCAGCCGCUGAAGACUUCCCUAAAGAGUUGUUAUUGCUGCUUGUCAACCCCGAUACUCCUCCUGCCGCCAAACAGGCAGGAGCAAUAUAUUUCAAGAACUUCGUACGUCGGCAUUGGGAUGUGGAGCCAGAUCAAGGUGGUAUUAGCGUAGCAAAUCGUACGUUAAUAAAACAGCAUUUACUGUCUUUACUGCUAGCACCUGCAGCAGCGAAAAUAGUCCAGCUUCAGCUUGCAGAUGCAUGCACACGCAUUGCAACGACGGAUAUGCCAUUAGACUGGCCAUCGCUUCUGCCAGAGUUGAUGCAGCAACACCUUAUUCCGGGGCUCGCAGCUCAGCAGCAGCUUCUGCAUCAACACCUUCAGCAACAGGUGGCUGUAUUAGGGAUGUUGCACGCUGUUUUGAAGAAAUAUCGAACGGCUUUUCGUUCUAACGAAGUAUUACUGGAGCUGCGAGAAAUUCUGCCAGCAGUGCAACAGCCCCUGUUACAGGCGUUCACGCUUGCCUUGCAGCUGCUACAGGUGCUGCAGUCCACUUUCGACGGCGUCCGUACGGCAGCAACCUCAACUGAUGGGACAACCACGAAUACUACUGCUGCAGCAGCAACAAGAAAACUGGUUUGUGAAGUGCUGCUCUUAUGCUGCAAAACAUUCUUCUCUUUGAAUACCGUAGACAUACCAGAGUUCUUCGAAGACCACAUGCAAGAGUUCUUUGGAGGGUUUAUACGACUACUGCAAGUUGAUCUGCUUCCUCGCAGUGUCCAGCAACACUCUCCUACUCCUCCUCCUCAACACCAGCAGCAUGACGAUGAUGAAGAGGACGAUGUUGCAGGUGUGGAGGAUAAACUGCGGACACAAAUAUGCCUCGACAUGAAACUUUACGCAGACAAAUAUCAAGAAGAAUUCCAACCUCUAGUUAUGGCAUGCGUACAAGCCGAAGAAAGGUAUGGACAGAUGAUGACAUGCAUCGAUCGAAGACGCAAGUACGAUUUCACGACAGCAGCGGCAAUGGAGUUUCUUAGCAGCGCAGCAUCUACAGCAUGGCAGUUAAAUCUUGAAGCAGGAGGAGGAGCAGCUUCUGCAGGGAGUGUAGCAGCAGCAACAGGAGACCCUUUUUCGAGUGUGCAGCUACUGAAAGAAAUAUGUGAGAAGACGAUACUUCCAAAUGUCCAGCUGCGGGAUUGUGACGUAGAGCAAAUGGAAGACACACCACUUGAAUUUGCACGAAGGGACCUGGAGGGAGGAGAGCAGCACACAAGGCGCAGCGCUGCUCUCGACUUGAUAAAGAGCCUGAUGAAAUUUCAUGAAGAGUUGAUUACUGCAUUGCUCCUCCAAGCAGUGCAGGCUCUGUCCUCCCAGGCAGCAGCUAAAGCGGCCGCUGCUAGCAGAGAAGGAGGAGGAGGAGCUGCUGCAGAAGCAGAAAGACUACUGGAUGCAUGUACAUUCCUCGUACUGGCGGUUGGGAUCAAGGGCAGCACUCGAGUACGAGGUGUACAUGCAGUUAACAGAAAUGUUGAUACCCAGCAAUUCUUCCAGUCUCUUUUGCUGAAGGAAUUGCAAAGUCCUGACGUAAACAAAAGAUUCAUCAUACGCGUUGGCGCUAUGAAAGUUGUCGCAGCAUUCAGAAAUGUAUUCGAUGCUCAACUUCUGCAAGGUGUGCUGCCUUUGCUCGUGAUGCAUCUCUCUGCAAAACGCGUAGUCGUCCAUACGUUCGCUGCAUAUACAAUCGAGCGACUGCUGAGCGCCGCACAAAACGGGCAGCCACGUAUUGAUAAGGCUGCUGCCUCAGCUGGACUCAAGCAGGCACUGGCGGUGCUGCUGCAGCAGUUGCAGAACAGCAGCUCUGCGAACACAGCGCCUGGUGCUGGUGAAGGCAGCAGCAGCAUUGGGCGGGGGGGCGCCGAGAAUGAAUUUCUGGUGAAAUGUACGUUGCGCAUAUUCUCUUUCUUGAAAGAAGAUGCUGCCGAUGCAAUCCUACCAGCGCUGCGAGUAAUUCUUGACAGCAUCAAGAGAGUUUCCAACAACCCCUCGAAUCCGUCUUUCUCUCAUUAUCUUUUCGAGUGCCUUGCUACCCUCGUGAAACUUUCGUGCAGUAACAACAGCACACGUGCAGCAGUAGAGCGCGAGGUCAUACCAGUACUAAGCGUUCUUGUGCAACAGACGGUACAUGAAUUUGUCCCGUAUUGCUUUCAG
Ochotona princeps (American pika) is the source of this 2535-nucleotide messenger RNA. Its product is annotated as exportin-2-like. The record is from RefSeq and is a predicted model, not a curated record. Gene Ontology annotation, cellular component: nuclear envelope; cytosol. Lineage: Eukaryota; Metazoa; Chordata; Mammalia; Lagomorpha; Ochotonidae. The transcript is spliced from 14 exons. Gene Ontology annotation, biological process: protein export from nucleus; protein import into nucleus. The annotation marks the transcript as partial. Gene Ontology annotation, molecular function: nuclear export signal receptor activity; small GTPase binding.